UGAGCAUGCAGGCUGGUUUUUGGUGAAGGCGCAGCCGCAUGAAGGCUAAUCAGUUCAGCCAACCAACGAGAGGGGCGAUUGGGCCAACGCUGAACAGUCGUGCUCAGCCACCACCUGGAACAGCGCAUAGGAAGCACAAACUUUACCCGCUCCUAAUAUGAUCACCCAGUCAUUUGAAUACUCGACGAAGGAGACAUCACCUCCCCAGGAAGACAUUUUCCCGUACCAUUAUUGCGAAGAUGCAACACCAUGCUGCCGAAGUUGAUAAGAUCCAGCGACUGCAGCAGGCAGAAGCGCAGCCUGAAGCAUUGGUAAACCACGACUCUGCCAACACAAUCCAAAGCCUCGACGAUAAGACUCUCCAUCUUAAGAGCAAACGCAAAUGGCCAUCUGACAACAAUGCGCCCGAAAGGACGUGGUCUCGGGAUCUUGCGGCGGCAAUAAGCAAGAAUGAAAACAUAGCUCAUGAAGUCGACGACCAUACUAAGGAGCCCAUGGACAAAAAGCUCCCUUGGAAACGACAUCCUCAAACCGUGAUGUCCUCUACGCAUCCCAAACUAUUUUCACAGCCGGGUUCAUCGGCAAAAGCGCAUGAUAACCUUGUCAAAUUCGUCGUAAGAUUUGUCAAGAUGGUUUAUCGGAAAUCUGGCGUGCAAAGGCACUGUUCUGGAACGAGUCAGAGAUACACAGCAAUCGUCCAAAUGCGCCUCAGGGACGCUCUCACGGUCUACGCCACUCAACUGCUAUCCAGAUCAGUGACAGUCGUCAAUGCUUCAGCGAGCGCUAAUGAGAAAGAUGCGAUGCUCACUUUAUUUGCAGCGAUCCUAAUUCAACAUUGCAAAACUCACAUCGCGUGGUUGUCCACCAGACGUCUAUCCACACAAUACAACCCCACAUCUGUGAAUCGAUUAAGAUUAGGGAUGAAAUUCAUGGCUCCACCGGACUUUUCAUCCCAGCGAAUCGGUCUUAAGACAAACACUAGGGUCGCGCUUUGGGACGACUGCGGUGGUCGCAAACAUAUGAAAUCUAAGGUUGCGCCUCCAGACCACUAUAAAGUCGAGCUCUCAGAGUAUCUCGAAAAACAAAUGACUGAUUUAGAACUCGAUCAUAUCAUGGGUCUUUUGGGUGCGACUGAUGAGAUAAGACUCUUGGCACUAUGCGUGCGGUCUAGCCUAUCUCGAGACAAGUCUGCAAUGAGAACCAUCUGGGCGACGAUGUCAGAGAAGGAUCUGUUUCACCAGGAACAAUAUGGCUACAAAGCUGACAUUCAGAUGGAUUGGUGGUCAAUCACGAAAUUCAUGAGAGAUCAGUAUGAAGAUGAGUGUGGAGUACAAAUACCCAAGUUCGGCUCGGUCGUGACACUCACCGGCAGUUCCACUCGACAUGCCCAAGCCUCGACGUGUGCCGACUACAUUAAAGCGACAUGGCCCCAUACUGGCGCGUUCUACCUGGAUCUUCUCGAUGCCAUUCACGCUGCUAUCGCGGCAUCGGAUGCAGACAGUCCAGUUGAGGCUUUCCUACAGAGGGAUCUGGGCCUCUCUGUCCGAGUGGAUAUCUCUGAUACUGUCGCCACAUUUACAGCGCAAGCUACGAAAAAGCAUCUGCUCGUAGAGCUAGCUCAGCAGCUAUCAUGGUUUAGUUCCGCGUUCACAACAUCGCCGUUCGAGGAGGGAUUAGCCUAUUCCAGCCCGUUGUUUCUUCGAAAGCAGCGAGGUGUUUUCGAGAUCAAAGUCCACCACGAACAGAUUGACACGUAUGGAGAGACAUGCUGGCUACCUUUGUUUGACAAUGCAUGUAUUGUGACUGGUUUUCCUAUAGCACAAAGAGCGCUGGAGGUUGGAUUGGAAAUACCCUUGGAACUUCUGGCUGGGAUCUCAGGAGCUCGACACGUGGUUGAAUACGAAGGAGGCUUGGUGAUGAAAGGGUUCUCUCACAUGCUCGUCCCAGUUCGGCGCCAACUUGAUCGGGUUCAAUGGCAUGCCGUCUCUAGUCCCGAUGAAGAUACACCGCUAUCAUAUCACGAUGGUAUAUCACGCUGCAAGUCACGCGCCAUGCUCCACGAAGUUGGCCUCCAGGGUCUUGCAUCACUACGAGCCAUCGUUGGAUGGUGUUCGAUAGCAACUACUUCCCUCGGAUCUAGCCAUGCAAACUACGAUAACAUUGACUACACCAAAGCCAAUGGAGCGGACUCGGGACCUAGGCUUACGGGUACAUCUUUCGGUUUCCAGCAGUUUGGAGUGGCCGCGUUGGAUGUAAGGUUCGGGUUGAAAGAUGGAAAGAGCCACUUCCAACGAGCUGGUCCAUAUCAAAGAGUUAUCCCGCUCGCAGAGAGUCGCCCCGUAGUGCUGCACGACAUCGACGGAAAACGAUCAUGGCUCGUUCCCGCAACUAAUGUCAUGUUGCACAUAAUCCAGCAUCGCCAUCAAUUGAACCCGUUUCAGGUGAACGGGAAGCCAGUUAGUCUUGAUACAAACAUCCCAACAGGAUCGUCAGCGAAAGAGGUCUUGUUGAAGCAUCGAUCCCAAGUCCUGUACGAACACGAUAACUAUACCUUCAUGGACGAUAUCCUGAAUAUUUGGUCGAUUCUAGAGUUUCUCCUGGCCCAGAAUAUCAGUCGCCAGCGCGAGGCGCCUGGCGUCCGUAUCCCGACCUCAUUGCAUGAGAGUUUAUACGGAUUCGAGUUCAAAGCUGUGGUCCUCGAAGAUGCGCCUUACAGACUCAAGAGAGCACCUAUCAGUAAGAACCAUGGUGGAUGGUCAAGGCUCAUUGAAGACAUCGACGCCUUGGUCUUAUUCGCUAAUGGCUUGGGAGAUGUCAUCCUACCAGCAGACGGAUCUAACCACGUUUUGUGUCAUAAGUGGAGAAGAGUACCACAUGGGCAUGACUAUUUGACUACAACCACAGGCGUGCUGCAAAACCUAUUUGAUAAGGCGGGCAGUCGGUUGGAUCGAAAGUACCUCACUAUCAAAAGUAAGCUUCGGUGGCAUCAAGGAAGCUCCACGUUGUUCAAUGCAUGCCGAGAUUUAACAGACUGCGACUGUACACGCCUGCAACAGCUCGUCCCAGAAUCUGCAAUUAAGAGUGUCCACCCUCCAGCCUCUAUAGCUACUGAAGGGGCUGUGAUAUUUGGACGUCCUGAGCCUCGUCCCGCUCCAUCGCUUCCUAUGGAACCUCAAAUUCUCAGUAGUUUGUAUAGUCAACCGAAUGUCUCGAUUGCGCCGAGCACCAUGCGUCGGCGCUACAGCACGAUCGACGAAGAGACGGAAAACAUCAGACGAUUGGAUUUAGAGAUCAAUGAGUUGAGCUACGAGCAUGAUCGCCGGCUACAAGUCAUCUGAUGAGUCAGUUAUCCCUCCAAAUGUUUAUGUCCAUCAUAUCCAUCCAUGUCGCAGUAUCUUUCCACAAAAGAUCUCAUGUAUUCAUCUACGCAAUCACAAAAGACAUGACCACCACACCUGCCACCAAUGUAGCCAUCCCCGCUUUCCUGCCCCACUCCAUACCCGCCGCCGCAUUCUCAUUGUUCACAGACUCCGGCGGCACACGACUCCCCUCCCUCACAUGAUCAGGCGCAAUGCAAACGACCUUUGUCACGCCACUCAUAGAUGCCUCUUCAGACACAGCAGCAACAAGAACCGGGACAGGCCUCGUGAUGUAUUCAUCGUACCAAGUGAAGUUGUCAACGUUGGUAUCGUAGUCCCAGGGUUCUUGUGUGGGGCCCACGCCGAAGAGUCCGCGCGUGCUGAAGCCAGCUGGUACGUCGAUGCCAGGGGGAGCGGCAUU
Messenger RNA from Alternaria alternata, 3780 nucleotides. RefSeq lists its product as hypothetical. The coding region runs from base 240 to 3338 and encodes 1032 amino acids. The record is from RefSeq and is a predicted model, not a curated record. The transcript has a single exon. Lineage: Eukaryota; Fungi; Ascomycota; Dothideomycetes; Pleosporales; Pleosporaceae.